UCGUCCACAACUUUCAUUUAUCGUACAAUAACCCUAGGUAAUAUAAAUGGAGGAGGAUACACUCCCCCUUUUAGCCUAAAAGACGAUAUACAUACUAUUGUUUGGAUUCCCUUCAUGACAAGUUACUAUUACUAAAGUUAUUUUAUGGCAAUUGUCCCAUUUACUACAACCAUGAGCCAAUCCCAACAACAACAACAAGAUGAUAACAUCAUCGUCAACAACAACACCAUUAAAGGAGAUGAUGAUGAUGAUGAUCAUGAACAUGACAUGGUCAUGCCUGGUUUUCGAUUCCAUCCUACUGAGGAAGAACUUGUUGAGUUUUACCUUCGCCGUAAGGUUGAAGGCAAGCGUUUUAAUGUUGAACUCAUCACUUUUCUUGAUCUUUAUCGCUAUGACCCUUGGGAGCUUCCAGCUUUGGCAGCAAUUGGAGAGAAGGAAUGGUAUUUCUAUGUGCCAAGAGAUCGGAAGUAUAGAAAUGGGGAUAGGCCUAAUAGGGUUACAACUUCAGGUUAUUGGAAGGCUACUGGAGCUGAUAGAAUGAUUAGAACGGAAAAUUCGCGGUCGAUUGGCCUGAAAAAGACAUUGGUUUUCUACUCUGGGAAGGCUCCUAAAGGCAUAAGAAGUAGUUGGAUUAUGAAUGAAUAUCGUCUUCCACACCAUGAGACUGAACGCCUACAAAAGGCAGAAAUUUCACUUUGUCGCGUCUAUAAAAGAGCUGGAGUGGAAGACCAUCCAUCUCUUCCCCGAUCACUUCUAACAACAAGGGCAUCAUCAUCUUCUUCUUCAAGAGGAACAACUUCCAUCAAGAAACAACAAGUAGCACAACAGGAUUCAUCAUUAAUCUCUCCGUUAUACGUAGCACAAUCUUCCCAACAACAAAUUGACGAAAAAUUAAGUACUGAAACAAGUGGAAGCAGUACUAGCACUGAUCACCAUCAUCACCACCACCAUCACCACCAUAAUGUUGCUACAUCCCUGGGGCUCAAUUCCCUUUCAAAUUCCUACACUAACAUCGUGUUAGACCCCAUUGGGGGCAACGCGGUCACUUCAUCCCUGAACUUGACACCUUUCACUUCAUUAGUAUCAACAACAAAUAAUACUCAUGACGAUCUCCAUAGACUAAUCAACAUAGACCAGGUCGUCGCGUUUCAUAAUAAUCAACAUCAUUUUCAUCCUCCUCCUGGUGUUGUAGCCCAACAAUUUCCUCCAUUAUUAUUGCAACAACCACCAUUAGCACCACAGCAACCACAAUCUUUACUGCUUCAAGGAUCACUUCAGCCCUCCGCGGCCGCGGCUUUUUCCGACAGAUUGUGGGAAUGGAAUUCAAUUAAUCAAACAGAUCAUGCAAGCAGCUGCAAAGAUGAUCACUACCAAGACAAUAAUCCCUUCAAGUAAUAAUAAUUUCAUCAAUGAACUGCACAUAUAUAUAUACAUACAGUUCUAUAUUGUCUACUGAUAUUUUAGUUUUACUAGCUAGCUCUAUGAUCAAAAUAAUGUGGUACUUACGUCUUUAAUUUGUUAGGGUUUUGGUUAGUCCUAAUUAGUUAGGGUACUAUUAAUAAGUUAUUGUAAUCUUUCUAAUUACUUUCAGUACUUGAUUAAAUUAGAUAUGUGCUAAUUAAGUUAGCUCUA
Molecule: messenger RNA, 1632 nt
Organism: Solanum dulcamara
Lineage: Eukaryota; Viridiplantae; Streptophyta; Magnoliopsida; Solanales; Solanaceae
Product: NAC domain-containing protein 35
Exons: 3
Coding region: 145-1395 (416 amino acids)
Biological process (GO): regulation of DNA-templated transcription
Molecular function (GO): DNA binding
Source: RefSeq, a predicted model, not a curated record